UCCCACUCGGCGACUCGCCUUGGCCCCGACUCGUGUGCAGAGAGCUGGCUCGCGCACCCGGUACAGUAGCAGCUAGCCGUCGCUCUGUCCCUUGUGUGUACCCUCGACGACAAACAGCCUUCUUUACCGCAAGCCUCGUCGUACAAAUAAAAAGAGCUCACUCCACUCUACUUUUGAGCCGCGCGCACCAAGUUCGAUCGCGCGCUCGCGAGAGACUCGCGCGAAUCAGAGCCGCACUCGCGCAUAAAUUGUUGUUCCGCACGUGUUUUCAGUAGCGCGAGAUAAGAGUUUACCAGGGCACAAGCGUGCGCCUCGCUCAGCCUGGCGUGUCAGGGCCAAGAGAAGAAGCGGUAACAAGUAGCCGCGGCCGAGAGGGAGAGAAAAUGAAGCGACAGUUGGACGAGCUGGAGGAAACGAGACAAGUGCCAAGGGAAGGUGUCGCCGGGCUCGCGGAGAAAUAGGGGCGAGUUGCUGCUGCUGCUGCUGCUGCUCUCUCCCGAGAGGCUAUGACAGGAGGCGGACAGCCUCGGCGCUGCACGAUCGAGGCGUAGAACAAGAGUAACGAGUAAAAAAAGGAAAGCUCGCAGCGGGAUUGAAAAACAAAGGAAAAGAAGGCGAGCAAGGUAGGUACAAAGAUGAGAGUGGAAAAAAGCGCCAGGAAGCGAUUUCAGCGUGCCUGCGCUGCUGUUAAAUACCCGAGGAGAGAUCAGUGACUAUGUUGCUUUACCCUCGCGAGCGAGCAGGCACAUGAACAAAUCAUCGCAUGACAAUCAAGUUCUUGCUUCGCAAUACAUGAUAAUCAAGAAUCAAGUCUGACCAGAAAGCCACACUAAUCAUGCUCAGUCCGAAGAUGCAAAGAACAGUGCGAGUAAACGACUCGCAACUGGUGAUGCUGUCGGAAAAAGCUCAUUACGAUCACUCGGCAGCUGGUUAUUUGCAUAAGCGCACCGCAGACUCUGCUAAAUGGCAGUUACGCUGGUUUGUUCUCUAUCAGAAUAUUCUUUUCUAUUACGAGAAUGAAGCGUGUUCACGACCAAGCGGCGUUAUCUUACUAGAAGGAUGUUACUGUGAUCGUUUGAUUACAGCGAAAGGCAAAGAUUCGGACAAGCAGAUAUGCUUUGCAAUCUCGUAUAGAAGGGAAAACCAGAGACAAUAUGAAUUGAAAGCGUCAACGGAGGCAGACUGCAAAAUGUGGAUUGAUGCGAUACGAGAGGCAAGCUUUAACAAAAUGCUCCUGCAAAAAGAAGAGCUGGAGCAGAAACACUUACACCUGUUACAAAUUGUUGAAAGCGAAAAAACUGCUAAAUGGCAGUACACCCAGCAGUGCGAAGAACUUACAUCGGAGAUCAAGAAACUACGUGCCGAGCUAUGCGCUUUGAAAAAGGAACUUCGUCCAAGUAUGACAAGUGCUUACGGUUCCCGUGGUACUUUCCAACGCACAGUAUCGCAAAGUAUUAGCGGAGGCGGUAUCUCCGGAUUAAUAAAUGCGGGUAGUCUGGGCAUGCAAGGAACUUCGGGGUGCGCAAACGCAACUGACUUCAAAGGUAUAUCCGAAGGUAGCACCGAGAUGCAGAAAAUCAAGAAAGUUCAAAGUUUCUUCAGGGGCUGGUUGUGUAGACGGCGCUGGAAACAAAUUGUUGAGCAAUAUAUCAAGAGCCCACACGCUGAGAGCAUGAGGAAAAGAAACAGCUUAGUAUUUCAAAUGGUUGAAGCAGAAGAAGAGUAUACUGAACAAAUGGAAGUAUUAGUUAGUUGUUUUCUGAGGCCAUUUAAAAUGGCCGCUAGCUCAAAGAAGCCACCGUGCAGUCAUGAGGAUGUUAAUAGUAUAUUUUUAAACAGUGAAACUGUACUCUUUUUGCAUCAAAUUUUUCUCAAAGGUUUGACUUCUCGCAUGGAAAGUUGGCCAACUUUGGUUCUAGGCGAUUUGUUUGACAUGCUUUUACCUAUGCUAUCAAUCUACCAGGAGUAUGUGAGAAAUCAUCAUUACAGUCUGCAAGUACUUACCGAGUGUAAGCAGUCAUCGUCUUCAUUCGCAGCGCUUUUAAUCCGUCUUGAAAACAAAACUGCAUGUCACGGUAGAUCUCUCGAGACUUUUCUAACUUAUCCGAUGCAUCAGAUACCCCGUUAUAUUAUUACGCUUCAUGAGCUUUUAGCUCAUACUCCGCAUGAUCAUGUAGAGCGCAAAAGUCUGCAGAAUGCCCGUCAGCAAUUAGAGGAUCUCUCAAGACAAAUGCACGAUGAGGUCAGCGAAACGGAGAAUUUACGAAAAAAUUUAGCAGUUGAAAGAAUGAUCGCUGAAGGCUGUGACAUUUUACUUGACGUUAAUCAAGUCUUCGUCAGACAAGGGGCACUCAUACAAAUUUCAGAAAGACCAAAGGGGGCUCGAAGUCGAUUAAGCGCUACUUUUGGAGGGAAAGGUAGCACGGAUAAGGAGACUUUAAGACAAUGUUUUUUGUUCUCUAAUCAUUUAAUAUUGACAACUCGUCAGUCAGAUGAUGAUGGUCGCCUUAAUCUUGUGCCGCAAAUAGGCAAAAUACCACUUUCUGAUGCGGUGUUAGUAGAAGAUCCGAGUGAACAAACUGUUGCAGAUGAUGAUGAGUUAUCAGUAUGUUCACUAUCAAGUGGGAUUAGUGAAAGCAGUGGAAGCGGAAGUACAACUGUAACAACAACUAAUGCAUCUCAAUUACAGAAUCGAGAUUUCAAAAUUAUCCUUGAUUUAAAAAUUGGAGGAGAAAAUCAUCAAGUCACGGUUCAUCUAGUUGCGCCAACAAUGCAGGAAAAAGCUGCUUGGAUAAGUGACAUAAGCCAGUGCAUGGACAAUGUGCAUUUCAAUGAUUUGUUACAUGGCUCAUUAUCGGAUACGAGUUCUGUUACGAUGCCUCAAUCUAUUAGAAAUGACCCAAAACUUUUUAAGGAUGACAUAGAUAUACGUUUCAGCCGUACUCUUAAUUCAUGUAAAGUACCGCAAAUUCGAUAUGCAACUCCAGAUCGACUCUUGCAACGGCUCACCGACCUGCGAUUUCUCAGUAUAGACUUUUUAAAUACGUUUCUCUUAACAUACCGUGUCUUUACUGAUGGUGUCACUGUACUCGAGGCACUAAAGAAAGUUUUUUACGACGCUGAACCCCCCGACGCUCAUAUGCCCAGUGGUUCUUUGGUAUCACUUGAUGUUUCUGGACUGCAUACGGGAGAAUCACACAACUUCUUGGAUGAUCGAAGAAGAAGCAGUUCAACUCCUAGACGAACAAGUGGUGCCAGUUCUGUUUCCGGGUACGGAUCAGAAGUGAGUGAUAGUCGAGAAACAGGAAACUCCAAUGCAUUUGAAUCAACUGCAAGUACUUUUAUGGCCAACACUAAGCCUCACUGGCGCACUACCUACAAAAAACAAGAUGAACAGCAACUGGGUUUGAUUUCUGAAACACCAAUAGGAAUAAGUCGAAACCCCAGUGUACAGCCACCGAUGACACUAUCCGAUAAACAAUCACCAGCUACUUCGCGAAAAGUUAGCAUUCGAGUAAGCGAUAAAAGCACUUCGGAAGACGACGGAUGUCAUUUGACUAUUCCGAAAGUAAUUGCUGGAUCGUCCAGUGCAGAAACGCUUACAGAUGUAACAGUCAUCAGUGCACCAUCGUCUCCAAGUAAUUUGAGUUCCGUAACUUUAGUCGGUUCUACAGGAUCAGGCUCUGGAUCAGGUUCAGACAGAAGUCCUCAAGAUAGCGCGGAAAUUGUUUACUCGCGUGGUGUUUCUGAAGAGACUGAAGAUACUCCUAUUGCCACAGGAGAUAAUUUAAAAGAUGAAGUACAAUUUACGUAUGAAGAUGUCGGCCCACUAUCACCUAAGACCUUCAAGCCGGAUCAUGUGAAAAAAUUUCCACUAAACCGUCCACCACGAAAUAAACGUUUAGAAUCUGAUAAAGAAGAAAAAAGUUGGACUGAUGAUGAAACAACACCAUUAGCGGAGUCGUGUCAACCUACCAUACACCGUUUCAAUAAUCCUCGUAAUCAUCACACGUAUUCUGAUCAUCGAGCAUCAAUUGCUUCUGCUCCUCCUUCAACCACAAGAAGUGGAUCGAUAUCGACCAUCACAGGGAAUUAUUGGACAAGUAGGCGUUCCAUUCAAGAUUGUGAACUUAACUCCGACGGUCAAAGGGGUUCAUACCAACAUGACAUACCUCAAUCCUCGAGCAAAGCUGGUGUCUGUAUCACUAGCUUUCGUCAAAGUCAUAGAAGCAAUGGACCUGAUACAAUCUGGAGUAGCACGUCUACAGCUGCAACAGCAUUUGCCAUAGCCACAUCAGCAUCAAGUAAUCCUCCUGAUAGAACGUCAAUUCGCUGUGAUACUAACAACCGAGGCUCAUAUCGAGAAAAAAAUAGGCGGAAGGAAUCAGUAAUGUCAACAGCAGCCACCAUGCGCGUGCUUAACGUGUUACGCCAUUGGGUGUCAAAACAUGCGCAAGAUUUCGAGUUAGAUAAUAAGUUAAAAAACUUGACAAUCGAGUUUUUGGAAGAUAUUAUUUAUAGCCCAAAUUUGUUGCCAGCGGAACAUAAGGCAGCAAGCCAGCUCUUAAGAUUGAUCACAAAAGAAGAAACUGACAGCAACAAAGUCGAUCUUAAGAAAUUAUUAACACCACCUUUGACACCAACAAAAGAAAGCAUUGAAACUUUAUCAGCCCUUGAAAUUGCUGAACAAAUGACUUAUUUGGAUCAUCAAAUUUUCAUCUCAAUUGCAAGCGAAGAAUUUUUAGGCCAAGCUUGGAUGAAAACAGACAAAGCUACAAGAGCACCUCAUAUAACGUUAAUGACCAAACGGUUUAAUGAAGUAUCGCAGUUAGUAGUAUCUGAAAUUAUACGUAGAUCGAAUAUGCAAGCACGUGUUGGUGCUAUAGAAAAAUGGGCAGCUGUUGCAGAUAUAAGUAGAGUACUGCAUAAUUACAAUGGAGUAUUGCAAAUUUGUGCAGCUUUUACAAAUAGCAGUGUUUAUCGACUGAAAAAAACAUGGGAAAAAGUUUCAAAAACGACAAAACAGACAAUUGAGCGAUUGCAGAAUAUUGUCUCAUCGGAACACAGAUUUCGAAACUUAAGGGAUGCCUUGCACAGAUGUGACCCUCCAUGCAUUCCGUAUCUUGGAUUAUAUCUGACGGAUCUCUCAUUUAUCGAAGAAGGCACACCUAACUUUACGGAUGAUGGUCUACUCAAUUUUUCCAAAAUGAGAAUGAUUGCCCAUGUGAUACGUGAAAUUCGACACUUUCAACAAACUCCGUACAAAAUUGAAUUAAUUACAAAAGUUACUAAUUAUCUAUUAGAUUCUUCACUUUUAUUAGAAGAAGAAGAUUUGUAUAGAAUGUCUCUAGAAAUAGAACCAAGAACAUCUAGGCUAAGUAGCGCUGCAUUGAUUGGCAUUCCACCAAAUAUUGGUGCAAGUUUGAAAAGAGAUAAUUAAUAGAAAACGUAAUUGAUUUUAAAUAUCUUGCUUUUAUAAGUUAUAUGCCGUUUUUAAUAGUACUUACUUUAUGAUUAAACGAGGAUCACAACUUUUGUAAACCAACAUUUUAUGGCAAAGUUGAAUGUUCUAGUCAAAUUCAGUUUCGAUGCAUUUUUAAGUCGUAAGAAAUUUGAAAGGCAACAUAUAGACUUACUAAAAAAUGAAGAAUUUUAUUUGUUUGUUUGAAAUUGUCAAUAAUAUACAGGGUUUCGUGUCAUUGUAAGUUGAAAAUUUAAUCAGUGAAAAGUUAAUUAAGAUGAUAUCACAAUAGUCUAAAAUCUCAGUAAAAAAACUUAUACCUACAUCAAUACUAUUUUGUAUGUAUAGACAUGAAAUGCUAAAAAUAUUGUUAUUAUUCUUUACUAGUUAAUUGACAUUCACAUCAUCAAAGAUUGGUAAAUCUUUGACCUUCAAGACUUUUUAAAAGUGCCAAAGAUUCAAAAAUCUUCUUUAACUGAAUUUCUUUUGGGUUAUAAUUAGUUAUGAAGACUAAUUUAUUUUAAAAAUAUCACUGCAGGACAGUGAUUUAUUAACUAUAUUUUAGUUGUUCUACAUUUGCGUAGUGUUCGUUUUAUCUACUGAAGUUACUGUGAUUUUUAUAACUAGUUGGAAAUCAAUGUAGAAAUGACUUAAUAAUACUCAAUUUAAUAAGUAAUAUGCAAUUUUAAUUUCAACGUAAAUAUUUCAAGAAUUUGAAAUAAUCAAAGCUUGAAAAAUGGAAUAAUUUAUGCCAGAUUGUAUAGUUUUAAGAAACAUAUUUUGCUAUAACCACAAAUGUUGUUCUAAAUUAUACUUUAACAAGUGAUUUAUGCACAAAAACCACAUUUGAAUACUUCUUGGAGCUAACUAAUAUUUUACAACAAUAAUUAACUAUUUUCGUACUGAGCUUCAGUUAUGCCCUUCAUUAUAAUUUAACAUGAAAUUAACUUUUUCUCUUAUAAUUUACUCUGAAACAAAAUAAAAAAGCAAUCUGAUCUUGUGAGUAAUAAGAGUUAUUCUAUAAAUAAUUAAAAGUAUAUACUUAUUUUAUAAAAUAUUACUAACAAGAGCAGAUGGUUCAAGAAUUUUAUUUAUAUUUUAAGACUGAAAUCACUUCCACCAGAAGAAUGGUGCUUAUCUAGGUGUGCAUGACAAAAGUAAAAUGUGACUAACACAAAUGAAGUCUCACUAAACCUUUUUAAAAAUAGAUGUAUGCUCAAAUGAUCGAUUUUAUAUUAAAUCGUAUACACAGUAUUAUUACUGUGACCGUGAAAAAGUUUAAGCGCAUGAAAAGGUUUUAUGAAAAAACUAUAUAUACACAUCAAAAAAUGAUAGCGCAACAUUUAUCACAAUUUAAGACUUCCUAGACAGCACAACAUAAUCAAUUUAAGAUUGUACAUGACAAUCAGUAGUGUAUACAAUCGAGAAAACUGAUUAGUAUUUCGAUUCUACUGCAUUAGACGCAUUUUUCUAACAGCAAAUCGUCAAACUUCUUGUUUGUGAUAAAAAGUAAAAAAUAUAUGAUAUAUUGUUACGAAGAGUUAUAAGCAUGCAUACUGCAUACGUAACAGUAUUAAAAAACAAAAAAAUUAUUUACGUAAAUUUGCAUUGUUAUACUAAUUACUAAUUAUGUAAAAAUGUACCUAUUCUACAUGAUAGUUCCUUAAAAAGGCUACAACGAUAUAGUACAGAACAGAGUACCUAAACGCUAUUAAAUUGAAUCAAAACAAAAGUGAGAUCAUAUCAGUAUAAUUAAUAAAUAUUUACAAAGGGAGAACUGAGCCCUUUUGAUAUGGAUUAUGAUCAAACUUUAAGAAUUUUCCAUAAUCUGAAACCUAUUAUUUGUUUGUUAUAGCUCAGAAUUUUCAAUAUCAAUGAAUGAAAAAUAGUAAGUGAAAAAACGUUUUAUCUACUACACAAAUUUUAAUAUAAUAGAUUCAUUCUUAAAGUUGCAUCAAAAUCUCAAAGCCAAACUCCAUUACUUGGUAUAUUUUUUAAUUCGCGAAUACUACAAGAAUCCUAGGUUUGCUAUAAUCUACUCAAAUAUUAAAAAAGUGACAAAUCAAAUAAUAACAUAUCAGUUUUUUGUUAAAACAAAAAAUAUCACAAUUUUUGUGUUUUGUAAAUUAUAUAAGAACUGUAAUAUUUAAAAGCGUACACAAUAAACUCCUUGUUGCCAAAUAAUUUAUUUUAAAGAAUGACUUCGAGGAGUACUAGUUUUUAAUUUUUCUCUAUAUAGUUUACAUAGGCGAGUCGUUCAUUCUUUACCAUUGAUUGUUUAUCAGCAAAUUAUGCAUACGGUUAAAAAUGGGAUACAUCACAAUCAUAUAGAAAUCGUUUUCAUUAAAUAAGCUUCGAAUAAGCAUCAUAGUAAUGUAUAAGUGUACGUUUUUAAAUAACAAAGAUUUAAAGACGUUAUUAGAUAAGCGAAUGUGUUAUUAGUGAAUAAACAAGAUUUAAUAAGAUUUAAUUCGUAAACUGUAAUAAUAUGUUGUACAGAAGUCUAGGAUUUCAUGUAUAUUACUCGGAUUAUUAUUGUUAUUGCAUCUGGUUCAUCAUAGUAAUAAAAUCUAAAUAUGUUUUUAACUAAUAAAUAUAUAAUGUACUGAGUAUCAAUGUCUUGAACUAUACUGAGUAGUUUAAUGAAUGAUUACAAUAUUAAAUGAAGCAUUAUAUUGAAAUAUUUUGUAUAAUAAUAGAUUAAGGAUGGAAAUUAUUAAUGUAGUUAUAUGAAAUCUAAAUGAUGGAUUGAAAAGUAAGAUAUCUAUUUACUGAUUAUAUAAAAAAAAAUAAUGUUAUUAAUUUCAAUAUUAAAUACAUUUAAGAAUUGUUAACAAAAGAGGAAUGAAUCAACUUUUGAAAGUAUUACCAGAGAUUUUAAUUUAUUUAAAGCUGUAUUUUCAUACAGCUAAUUUGAAUGGUGUCGUCACUAAAUAUUUCAGAAAAUGUAUUUUCCUUCUAGAAAUAUUUUAGCUUUCAAUCCCGAUGUCGUAACAGCAUUUCCAAUGACGAAUAAUUUAAAAUGAAUUGACAUGAAUGUUGUCAGUUGUGAAUCGUUUUCUUCUUAUCUAUAUAUGGUGAUCAUUUUUAUAUUAUAAAUAUGAUUAUGUAACAGUACAAAACUAAGAAGAAAUUAAACUAAUUGUACAUACAUUGUUGUUUGAAAAAUCAUUUAUGUGAAGCAUUGCUCAAAACUGUCCAUGUAAUUUCAAUUCUAAGUGCAUUAAAUUAGAUACAUAUUUAAAAA
Messenger RNA from Nasonia vitripennis (jewel wasp), 8708 nucleotides. RefSeq names its product ras-specific guanine nucleotide-releasing factor 2. Gene Ontology annotation, molecular function: guanyl-nucleotide exchange factor activity; protein binding. Gene Ontology annotation, biological process: positive regulation of GTPase activity; Ras protein signal transduction. NCBI's taxonomy places the organism in Eukaryota, Metazoa, Arthropoda, Insecta, Hymenoptera, Pteromalidae. Bases 836 to 5440 code for a protein of 1534 amino acids. The transcript has 26 exons. Gene Ontology annotation, cellular component: plasma membrane. The record is from RefSeq and is a predicted model, not a curated record.